Messenger RNA from Boleophthalmus pectinirostris (great blue-spotted mudskipper), 1735 nucleotides. RefSeq names its product lymphatic vessel endothelial hyaluronic receptor 1b (gene lyve1b). Gene Ontology annotation, cellular component: plasma membrane. The coding region runs from base 137 to 1234 and encodes 365 amino acids. Gene Ontology annotation, molecular function: transmembrane signaling receptor activity; hyaluronic acid binding. Gene Ontology annotation, biological process: cell adhesion. The transcript has 6 exons. The record is from RefSeq and is a predicted model, not a curated record. NCBI's taxonomy places the organism in Eukaryota, Metazoa, Chordata, Actinopteri, Gobiiformes, Gobiidae.
CCUUACUGUCUGUCUCUUUCCUCUCUCUCUCUUUGCUCGCUCUCGCUCCUCUCUCCUCUCCCUCUCUCUCCGUUCCGUAUCAUACCCGUUUUUCCUCUCGGGCUUUAUAGUAUGAUGUUUGGAUGUUGUUUGUAAAAUGGAGUCUUUUGGAUUCUUUUAUUUUCUGAUCCUGGUGGACUUCAGCUCCUCUCUGGACCGCAGCCUCAUCACAGUGUUCUCAUUCCCUCCUGUAUCUGGAGUUGUGUUGCUGACCGGACCAUGGGGAAAGUACCAGUUUGACUUCUCUGAGGCGAAGGAGGCCUGUCUCUUUAAGAACGUCUCCAUGGCGACCAUACCCCAGCUCCAGAGGGCUCUGGACCAUGGACUGGAGACGUGCAAGUUUGGUUGGGUGUCGGAGCAGAUAGUCGCUGUGCCCCGCCUCUCCUCAGUCUCCACCUGUGGCGGUGGGAAAACGGGCGUGGUCACCUGGACCACUCCAGAGAAACUGAAGUUUGGAGUGUGGUGCUUCAACGCAUCAGAUUUUAAAGAAGCUUCAAAAAUCACUCCUACAAUUUCAACAACUUAUGUCAAAACUACACCUCCACCUACCUUUACUACUACUACUAUUUUAACUACUGUUACAACUAGUACUACCACAAGUACCAGCACUGCUAUUAGUACAACUAGUAUUACCACAAGUACCAGCACUGCUAUUAGUACAACUUCAACUCUGCCAAAAACGUCUAAAGCAACAAAUCCAACCACCAAACCCCUGACCACGAGAAGGACAAUAUUACAUGUUUCGUCUACUUUAGCCCCAUGGAUUCACUCCACUGUUAAACCAAAGACGACUACAAAAACGGUUUCUACGACAAAAUCUUCCGUUGGUUUAAUUCAUUCAUCUUCUACUUUUGGAUCGACUUCAACAAGUAGUUUUUAUGGAGAAGCAAUCAGUUCUGCAAGCGUCAACCUACCAAAGCAAAGAGUGUUGUCCAGAGUCCUGAUCAUCUUCUGUGUCAUUGUUCUGAUCCUAAUAAUAGGGGGCGCUCUCUUCUACUACAAAUUCUCGGAGCGGUGCGGCUGGUCUCCCACCUCACAGAAAGACGACACAGAGGCGGAGAUGUGGAAGAUCCAAGAAGAGGAGGACGAAAGGAGAGAGAGAGAAGAGGAAGAGGGGGAGGAGAGGGAGGAGAAGAGGUUCACUAUCUGCAGUGAAACUAUGCUAUAUGCCAACCAUGAAACAAGAAUGAACUGACUAUUUACUUUUCAGUGACUUUGCUGGGGGGGUUCUGCAUGUAUGCCUAUUUUACCAUGGUGACACAAUGCACACAUUACCAAGCCUGAUAAGUUUUCAGGUUAAGGACUCAUGGGAAAGAGCACAUUUUCAGGAGACAGUGAUUAAUACUGUUUUGAUUUUCAACAAACAGGUGAGCGUGACUGAACUGCUUGUAACUUGUUCAACUAUGCAAAUCAGCUGACAUGCUGUAGUUCCAGCUAAGUCAGUUCUUUAUGGUCAAAUUGUGUUAAAACAAAGCUCAGAUAAGAGUCUAAUUUGAAUAACAGAGCUUCAGACAGAGCAGUGCUUCCAGUUAGCUUCUCAACCCCAAGGAAUGAUGACGACCUCAGCUUCAAAGUAUCAAUAUGAACAUAUGAAAGAAAAUUAAAGAUGCUGUACCUGAAUCUUAAAAUGUGAAAAACUGAAUCAGUUCAUUUUAAUCGUCUUACAGUGGUCCAAAGCACUUUCUAAUUAGACACA